AUGGUUAAUUUUUGUAAUGCUUACAAUUGUACUAGUAGCAGUGAUAUUCAAAGUGAUUUAAUAUUUCAUAGAUUUCCACUUAAUGAUAAUGAAAGGCUCAAAAAAUGGAUACAUGCUGUCAGACGAACAAAUUUCAAACCCAACCAAAAUUCAUUUUUAUGCAGUUUACAUUUUACUGAAAAGGAUUAUAAUAGAGUAGUUGUAAGUGGGAAAUUGGUUUUAAAAAAAUGUGCUGUGCCAACUAUCUUUGAAUUCCCAGAUCAUUUAAUGCCAAAGGUGAAAGAAAGGCGAGUUUUACAACGAUCUGAUAUAUUAGAGCCUGUUCAAAGUACUUCAGAUGUACAAGUAUCAGAUGAUACAAAACAGAUGUUUGUUGAUGUUGGUGUUCAGACAAAACUAACUGGACAAGAAUUGGACACUACAAUAAAUAACUUACGACGAGAAAAAAAAAUAUUGCAACAAAAACUUAUAAGAAGAAAUAAUCGGGUAAGUAAUUUGGGAGAAAUGUUACAGUUAUUAAGAAAAAAUAAUUUAAUUGAAGAUGCUGUUGAAGAUAUUUUUAAAAACCAAUUUAAUUCUUUAUUACCAUUCACAUUAUUUCAAAAUGAAAUUAUAAAUAUUAAAAAUCAAGCAAACCAUAAGUCAUAUUCUGAGGAAAUUCGAGAAUUUUGCUUAACAUUACAUUUUUAUUCUCAUCGUGCUUAUAAUUUUAUACGCCAAAGAAGCACACUGCCUGAUCCGUCCACAAUCCGUAGGUGGUUGUCAACUAGACACUGUAAUCCUGGUAUUUUAACAGAAGUUUUAGAUUACUUUAAAAAUAAACUGAAAACUGAAACAAUUGCAUUUUCACAUAUAAAAGAUGUUGCAUUGAUUUAUGAUGCUAUGUCUAUAAGAGAUGGAUUUUGGCCAGAUCAAAAUGGCAAAGUUUAUGGGUAUUGUGAUCUUGGUGGUAUUGCUCAUACAGAUAAUGAGGAAUUGGCAAAAGAAUCUUUAGUAUUUAUUAUUAGUAGUUUAAAUAAGAAAUUUAAGUGCCCUGUUGCAUAUUUCUUUAUUAAUAAAAUAAAUGCAACUGUACAGAGUCAGUUAGUACUUGCCGUUAUUUCAGCACUUUAUGAAGCUGGAAUUAUAGUUGCUGUUUAG
This is a messenger RNA of Aphis gossypii (cotton aphid), 1140 nucleotides long. Its product is annotated as THAP domain-containing protein 2-like. The coding region runs from base 1 to 1140 and encodes 379 amino acids. NCBI's taxonomy places the organism in Eukaryota, Metazoa, Arthropoda, Insecta, Hemiptera, Aphididae. Gene Ontology annotation, molecular function: sequence-specific DNA binding. The record is from RefSeq and is a predicted model, not a curated record. The transcript has 4 exons.